Messenger RNA from Puccinia graminis f. sp. tritici CRL 75-36-700-3, 1776 nucleotides. Its product is annotated as ferrochelatase. The coding region runs from base 95 to 1261 and encodes 388 amino acids. The record is from RefSeq and is a predicted model, not a curated record. Gene Ontology annotation, molecular function: protoporphyrin ferrochelatase activity. Gene Ontology annotation, biological process: heme biosynthetic process. The transcript is spliced from 4 exons. Lineage: Eukaryota; Fungi; Basidiomycota; Pucciniomycetes; Pucciniales; Pucciniaceae.
GAGCCCAACCAAUCGGAAUCAGCACAACUCGAUUGUAUACCCAGCUCGAUCACUCUACAUACCACUACUCCCUUGUUAAGCUUUCUCGACCACGAUGAAUUGCCGGAUCAUCUCAGGAGUUCGUGGGGCAUAUUUAGGCCAACGAAGAGCUUUCGGUUCCUCAGUUCAGAAACACGGACCGACUGGAGUUGUCUUCAUGAACAUGGGGGGACCGCGCACAGUGUCGGAAACAGGGGACUUCUUGUCGAGAUUAUUCCAUGAUGGCGAUCUGAUUCCGCUACCAUUCCAGUCAACCCUAGCGCCAUUUAUAGCCAAAAGGAGGACUCCAAAGAUCGAGAAACAGUACGAGGACAUCGGGGGUGGCUCGCCCAUCCUCAAGUGGACCCAAGAACAAGCAUCAGGAAUGGUCAAGAUCCUCGACGAACUCUCCCCGGAAACGGCGCCUCAUCGUCCUUACGUCGCUUUUCGAUACGCUCAUCCACUCACUGAAACCUGCUUAGAUGAAAUGAAAAGAGACGGCGUCACUCGGGCCGUCGCUUUUUCACAAUACCCUCAAUACAGUUGUUCGACUACCGGGAGUAGUCUCAACGAGCUUUACAGACAGCUCAUCAAGGAUUCUAAGGAUGGCCCAUCCCCAAUCAAGUGGAGUGUAAUCGAUCGUUGGCCAACUCAUCCUGGGCUGAUUGAGGCCUUUGCCGUCCAUGUCGAACGAGCUCUAGAAUCCUACGACCCGCUCGUCCGGUCCAAAGUCAUCCUUCUAUUUUCUGCACACUCCCUACCUAUGUCCGUAGUGAACCGUGGCGAUACCUAUCCCUCUGAGGUGGCGGCGACGGUCCAUGCAGUGAUGAAGCGUUUGAAUCAUAGCAAUCCAUAUCGGUUGGUUUGGCAGAGUCAAGUCGGCCCAUCAGCGUGGCUCGGUCCCCAAACUUCGGACGCUUUGAAAGGAUACGCAAAGAAAGGUGUCAACGACAUGCUCCUCAUACCCAUCGCAUUUACUUCAGAUCACAUCGAGACUUUGUUUGAAUUGGACCUGGAAUACAUUGAAGAGGCCAAACAGGCGGGGCUGACGGGCGUGAAAAGAGUCGAAUCACUCAAUGCAGACCCUAUUUUUGUCAGAGCAUUGGCCGACAUUGUAGCCGGACAUCUCAAGACUUCUGAUUCUUCGCCAACCAGUACUCAAAUGACCCUACGCUGCCCCGGCUGUAUCAAUAACACUUGUCUCAAGUCCAAACAAUAUUUUUCACAGCAAGAAAUAUCAUAAUUUUAGCAGUCUUGAAGAUAUCCUCCAAUUUUCAUCCUGCAAAAGAUGACAAGAUUCUGGUUCAAUGAUUAAACUUAGUAUAAAUCUAUUGACCAUUUUUUAAUUGUAUAAAAAUAAACUGUUGAAGAUUGGAAACUAAAAAUUGAAAACAACUGAAAUUUUUGUAGAAAACUCUGUUCAAAUUCCAAUAGCAGUAAAUUCUAUUAUGGCUCUGAUGAUUAGGGAAUCUAUAUUCCAAACUCGAUUAUUUUCAUGGGAAGGUACAGUUGAAAUUGAAGAGAGAAAAAAAUUGCCAUCCCAUUUUUUGUGUUUCCUGAGUGAAUCCAUGAAGUUUUAAAUUCUAUCAUGUCAAAUAGCAAUAGCAUGUGUACCUAAGUGCUUCCAAAACAUCAGUUUUGGCUAGAUUCCCUUCUGAUGAAAUUUACACAUUAGCAAGCAGACCUCUUUUAAAUUCAUGUUUUUGGAAUUCAAAGUGACAUGCAUACCUUCAAUCCUUGUUAUCAGCCAAACCACGA